AUGAGAGUAUGAACAACAAACACAGCCACGAGCACCACCCCUACGAUUGUACAGUUCUUUAUCAUAUCUCGGCACAUAAUCUCUGACAUGACCGAAUGUCUGCUACCUUAUAAAAUGUCGCUAUAACCUGUUGACAAGCCGCCUGCUCGGGUCAUUUGAUGUCUCAUCGCGUCCGAAUCAGUGAUGAGGACUUGCAGUAUGCGGCUGGUCCGCUCUUACACUGGCUGAGCACUGAAUAGUGAAUGUGGGCUGCCCUGCGGCUCGCCCUACUGCUCCUGCCAUGGGGAAUACAGCCACAAAGUUCCGCAAAGCACUUCUCAGUGGAGACGAAGGAUUGGCGUGGCAGCUCUAUGAGAGUAACCCCCAAUUUAAAGAGGCCUUGGACCCCAAUGCAUCUUAUGGGGAGCCCUAUCAACACAACACAGCCCUGCACUAUGCCUCACGCCAUGCCAUGACACGCCUCAUCAGGUCUUUUAUUUUCUCCAAAGACGGCAACCCCAACAAGUGUAACAUUCACAAUGAGACAGCACUGCACCUGCUGUGCAUGGGCCCACAAAUCCUGCUGGGUGAGGGGGCACUACAGCCGCGGAUCAGCCGCCCCCAGGAAGACGAACAGAAGCGGGCUGAGUGCCUCCAGAUGAUCCUGCAGUGGACCGGAGCCAAACUGGACCAGGGAGAGUAUGAGAGAGCCAACGUCAACGGCACUGACAACAAAAAGAGCACCUGCCUGCACUAUGCAGCGGCUGCAGGAAUGAAGAACUGUGUUGAGUUGCUGGUGAAGAGUGAUGCAGAUUUGUUUAUGGAGAAUGAGGAUAGGAAGACACCAUGUGACUGUGCAGAGAAGCAGCAUCACAAGGAGCUGGCACUCAGUCUAGAGUCUCAGAUGGUUUUCUCUCAGGAUGCUGGAGCUCAGGAGAUAGAAGCAGAGUACACUGCCCUUGACCGACGAGAGCCAUAUGAGGGACUGAAGUUGCAAGACUUGCGUCAGUUGAAAGACAUGUUGAUAGUGGAGACAGCGGACAUGUUGCAGGCUCCUCUCUUCACGGCUGAGGCGUUGCUGCGAGCUCAUGACUGGGAUAGGGAAAAACUCCUGGAGGACUGGAUGUCUAAUGCAGAGGACUGCUGUCAGCGCUCAGGUGUUCAGAUGCCUACUCCCCCACCAAGUGGCUACAAUGCUUGGGACACACUGCCUUCACCUAGAACUCCUAGAACAACUCGGUCCUCCGUCACCUCCCCUGAUGAGAUCAGCCUUUCACCUACAGAUGGCCUUGCCCUGUGUGGGAUUUGCAUGUGCCCCAUAUCUGUGUUUGAGGACCCCGUGGACAUGUCCUGUGGACACGAGUUCUGCCGGGCAUGCUGGGAAGGGUUUUUAAAUCUGAAGAUCCAAGAAGGGGAAGCACAUAACAUCGUCUGCCCUGCUUAUGACUGCUUCCAGCUGGUUCCCGUGGAAGUCAUUGAAAGCAUCGUCUCCAGAGAGAUGGAUAAGCGCUACCUGCAGUUUGACAUUAAGGCUUUUGUGGAUAAUAAUCCUGCCAUUCGCUGGUGCCCCGUGGCCAGAUGUGAAAGAGCUGUGCGACUGACUCGCCCAGGCCCAGGAGCCUCUGACCCUCUGAGCUUCCCCUUGCUCAAAGCCCCUGCUGUGGACUGUGGGAAGGGUCAUCUCUUCUGCUGGGAGUGUCUCUGUGAUGCUCAUGAACCUUGUGACUGUGAGACAUGGAAGAUGUGGCUGCAAAAAGUGUCUGAAAUGAAGCCUGAAGAAUUGGCUGGUGUGAGUGAAGCUUAUGAAGAUGCUGCCAACUGCCUUUGGUUACUCACUAACUCUAAACCUUGUGCCAACUGCAAGUCCCCCAUCCAAAAAAACGAAGGCUGUAAUCACAUGCAGUGUGCAAAGUGCAAGUAUGAUUUCUGUUGGAUUUGUCUAGAAGAAUGGAAGAAACACAGCUCCUCUACUGGAGGAUACUAUCGCUGUACGCGCUAUGAGAUCAUUCAACAGGUGGAGGAACAGUCCAAGGAUAUGACUGUGGAGGCGGAAAAAAAACACAAGAGUUUUCAGGAACUCAACUGUUUUAUGCAUUAUUACACUCGAUACAAGAACCAUGAACACAGUUAUCAGUUGGAAGAACGACUUUUGAAAACAGCUAAAGAGAAGAUGGAACAACUGAGCAAAGCUUUCAUUGGAAGGGAAGGAUCCCCACCUGACACCACAUUCAUUGAGGAUGGUGUUCAUGAACUUCUCAAGACCCGACGCAUCCUUAAGUGCUCUUAUCCAUACAGUUUCUUCUUAGAGCCCAAAAGCACAAAGAAAGAAAUAUUUGAACUUAUGCAGACUGAUUUAGAGAUGGUCACUGAGGAUCUUGCUCAGAAGGUGAACAGGCCUUACCUCCGCACCCCUCGCCACAAGAUAAUCAGCGCUACAUAUCUGGUGCAGCAAAAGAGACGGGAGUUCUUGGCCUCUGUGGCUCGAGGUGUUGCCCCAAAUGAUUCACCUGAAGCUUCACGUCGCAGUUUUGCCGGUGGGACUUGGGACUGGGAGUAUCUGGGAUUUGCAUCGCCUGAGAUGGUGAGGAAUCACCCAGUACGGGGAUCAAACACACAGCGUGAGAGCAAUUACAAUCCAGGAAGCCAGCCGCAGGAAUACUCAGAGUUUCAGUACAGACGCAGACACAGACAGCGGCGUAGAGGAGACCUGCUCAGACUGCAGAGCCUCCACAGUACCUCCCCUGAACCCCACGAUUCCAAUGACAACACUUUAGAAACACAUGAUGGAGACGGUUUACAAAGACAUGGAAUCUCCACGGCACAUGGGUCUUUGGAUGAGGAUGACCCAAAUAUUCUCCUGGCUAUUCAGCUGUCCCUACAGGAGUCCGGGCUGGCCUUGGACCCCGAGUCUCAGGAUGUGCUCAGUACUGACCCCUCUGUAGGAGCCAGUGGCUCCUCUUUGCCCUCUAGACUGGAUUCUGCCCCCCAUACUGUGGAUCCCCCCCGGGCUUCCAUGAGCAGCUCUGAGCUCCUGGAACUGGGAGACAGCCUUAUGAGACUGGGCAAUAUUACCAGCCAUUACACACCCUUUAACAUGAAUUCCUACCCUAAUGCCUUAGGUAAUGCCUUCACCCCUACUGAUCCAGACUUCCUGGACCCUUCCACCAAUGCCAACCUGCUUGGCAACAUUAUGGCCUGGUUUCAUGAUAUGAACCCACAGAGCAUUGCACUGAUACCCUCGAAUGCCGGUUCUGAUCCACUCGUUUCUGGAGAGGGACACGAAGAACCUGUUAAACCCCAGGAGGAGGAGAACGAGGUGGGGAGGCCAGAGCAGGGUUCCCCACCUCUGACAAAAGAGAGUGCAGGCAUGUUGAUGCCACAGUGUUUGGAACUAGAAUGUGUGGAUGAUGCACAACCAUCUAAAGUAGAGCCAGACUUGGAGGAUUUGGGCAGAAGUGAAGAUCUCACUGGCACAGUUUGUCAAGAGAGCAGUAGUGAUCGUGAUGUCCAGGUAACUGACCUCUCAGAGUGGGAGGAAGAAAUGCACCUUGUGUGAGGAAGUAGUUCAGUUAAGUUCACCAACAGAGUGCUCUUAUUGUGCCAAAACACUAAAUAUAAGCAAAACUGUGUCUGUAUAAAUAACAAAUCUGGUGCAAUGGGGUUAGACAGGGCUUGUCGUAUUGGUGUGCAUCUGGUGAAAGAAUAAAGAGUGUGUGGUCAGAUUCAAUAUGAUGGAAGUUGGUUUGAUAACAGUGUGAGGAAGAGAAUGUUGCAAAGUAUUAUGCCCAGCAAGGUCACUUUGGCCAUCCCCAGAAAUCUUGCUUUGGGUGCCAUGAGCAAAUCAGUAAUAGAUUAGAGAUUCAUUCAUCUGUGCCACUUUAUAUUAGGUGUCUUUAACUACUAUGUACUAACAUUAAAAAUACAUACAAUACAAUGUACUUACUGUGUAACUCUGUUGUUCUGCAAAAUUCUCACAAGAUUCACAUUUGCUGCUACUGAGGUUGAGGUACGGGUAGAGCUAGGAUUUAGAUUAGAGUUAGGGUUUAGGCUAAGGAUUGGGUUAGGGUUAGGUUUAGGAUUAGGGGUUUAGGUUAACAGUGUAACUACAGAUGUCAUUAAAUGCAGGUACUUUAAAUGUAAGUAAAAUGUAACACAUAUGUACAUAAUAAGUACAUUAUAUCAAAUGCUUAAGUACAUAGUACAUGAAAACACCUAAUAUAAAGUGGGUUCCAUUCUUCAUUUAAAGGGAUAGUUCACCCACCCGCCCCCCCCAAAAAAAGAAUAUUCUGUUGUCAUUUACUCUAUUACACUAAUUUCGUUCCAAUCCUGUAUGACUCUUUUUUUUUUUUUUUUUUUUUUUUUUUGGUGGAACACGAGACAUUUUAAAAAAUAUUGAUGCUGCUGUUUUUCCAUACAAUGCAUAUGAAUUGGGAAAGAGGAUGUCAGUCCUUAACUAUAUCUCUCUGAAAUAGUAAGUAAAUUAUGACAGAAUUUUAUUUUUUGUGAACUCUAAAAAACAAAAAGUUCAAAUGGUUGAAAGAAUAUGAAACAUACAUUUUUAAUAUGGUUUAAUCUUUCUGACAAGAAAAAAAGUAAUGUUUACAUACAGAUGAAAAUAGAUGAUUGCUGAAUUUAAUUGAGAACGUGUCAAUCAAAUGUUUCUGGGCUGUUUCAGUUACUGUAAAACAGUGUGUGAAGUCAAGCCACCAUUAAGACCUGAUCUUGUGAGUUCUUUCCCCUUCUGUGUUUUAUAGUUUAAAGCUGCAACAGACCUCUUAUUUAGCAAUGCCAAUUUGUGGCUCCAUUUGAAGACACAAAUUCCCUAUUUGUUAAUCAUGCCACAUUUAAUGCAAGUUAAUUGAUGCAUAUAGCACAAUGCACAUUUCAGAUAUUACAAAUUAGGUUAUUUCUAUUUCAGUGUACUGUCAUGCAGUCCAGCAUUCAUUUAGAAGUGCAUCAACGGAAUAUUUUGAGUUAAAAAACAAAAUACUACUUGCAAAUUAACUUAAUUUCUUAUCUAAUCUAUUGUGACUACUAAACACAAUACUUCUGAUAUCCAGUGUUGUGUAUUUCACUGGGCUCAUGCAUAAUAGAUACCCAUAAAGACACUCCACAGGUCUUCUGAAGCAACACAGACAUGUAUUUACAGUGUUUUUUAUGAUUUAGUUUGUGUCACACUUCCCUUCUUAGUCAGAAACAUAGGAGGUCAUUCUGUUUAACAACAAAAGAUGUACAUACAGUAUGUGUCCAAACUUAUUCUAAUCCAUAAACCAUUUCUCACAGGUACUGUGGUGAUAGCUGUUUUGCUAUCUUAACCACUAUAUCUCUUUCUCACUAAACAUACUGUGCAGAAUCUAAGAAGCUUUUAAUAGAAUAUUCCAGGUUACAUACAACUUAAAAGGAUGGUUCAUCUCAAAAUUAAAAUUCUGUCAUUAUUCUGUCACCCUCAUAUUGUUCCAAACCUGUACGAGUGACUUUUUCCAUAGAACACAAAAGGAGAUUUUAUGAAGAAUGACAGCCAAUGUCACCAUUCACUUUCAUUGCAUCUUUUUUCCCCAUACAGUGAAAGGUGACUGAGGUUGCUCAUCAGUGUGCCUUUUUUCUUAUAUACAUGUUACCUAAUUAAGUUAGUGUUUGACGUGUCUAUUAACUACAAUCAACUUCUGUACUCAUUCAAUGAAAUGUUAAUGGAGAGUAUUUGGUUCAUAUUGAUAACAGCCUCAUGUCUUGUUCUGCAGUGAAAAGGUUGCCAUGAUUUGAUUGCAUUACAAUUUGUGUGUGGCUCUUUAGAAGUGUCUUUUAAUGGUUAGGACCGUAUAAUCAUAGAGUGAAGAGAAGAGGGAAAUAGACAAUUUAGAGUUGGUACUUAUAGUUGGUGCAUUUAGUUUGGCUUUAUUCCCUCUGAUCAAGUCUUGCAUAAAGUGAGGGCCAGUUUUUUACUUUUUUGCCCUUUGCCAUACAUCAUCUUGCAUUUUGAGACAUGGGCAGUUUUUACAUCUUGAUCUGAAUAUUGUGUGAAGAUGGAUUGUUUGAUUUUAUUAUUAUUAUUAAUAUUAUUAUUAUUAUUUCCUGCUUCCUGUUAGAUAUUUAUGGUGGUGGUAUUUUAUAUCUAAUUUGUUUUGUUUGUUUUUUUUAACUUUUUUUUAUUAUUAUUGAAAUUUGACCAUUAACAUUGAAUUGUCAUUGCACUUUCAUACUUGAUACAUACAUACUUGAUACAUUCACGGUUUUGUAAUUUGUAGCCAAUAAACAAAGUAUUUCGCUCAAGGUUUGCCCAGAUUAAAAAGUGUGA
Messenger RNA from Myxocyprinus asiaticus (Chinese sucker), 6271 nucleotides. Its product is annotated as ankyrin repeat and IBR domain-containing protein 1-like. The transcript has 21 exons. The coding region runs from base 281 to 3535 and encodes 1084 amino acids. Gene Ontology annotation, cellular component: cytoplasm; ubiquitin ligase complex. Gene Ontology annotation, molecular function: ubiquitin conjugating enzyme binding; ubiquitin protein ligase activity; zinc ion binding. Gene Ontology annotation, biological process: ubiquitin-dependent protein catabolic process; protein polyubiquitination; positive regulation of proteasomal ubiquitin-dependent protein catabolic process. The record is from RefSeq and is a predicted model, not a curated record. NCBI's taxonomy places the organism in Eukaryota, Metazoa, Chordata, Actinopteri, Cypriniformes, Catostomidae.